Molecule: messenger RNA, 2317 nt
Organism: Oncorhynchus kisutch (coho salmon)
Lineage: Eukaryota; Metazoa; Chordata; Actinopteri; Salmoniformes; Salmonidae
Product: N-alpha-acetyltransferase 38, NatC auxiliary subunit
Exons: 3
Coding region: 65-406 (113 amino acids)
Cellular component (GO): NatC complex
Molecular function (GO): RNA binding
Source: RefSeq, a predicted model, not a curated record
UGCAUUUCCGGUUGUACGUCAGAGAAAUAAUUCCGCUAGAAAAAUAGAAUCAAGAAAGGGUGGAAUGGCAACAAUGAUUGAAGAAAAUGGUCCAUCAACUCAUGGGCAGAGUGAACUGUCAUCCUCUUCUUCCAGAGUGCGUCAGAAGCUGGAGAGCCUGCUGAACAAGAACAUGAGAAUCAGAAUGACAGAUGGACGGACACUGGUGGGUCUGUUCUUGUGCACAGAUAGAGACUGCAACGUCAUCCUGGGGUCCGCUCAGGAGUUCCUCAAAUCCUCAGACUCCUUCUCCCAGGGUGAGCCCAGAGUGCUGGGGUUAGCCAUGAUUCCCGGCCACCACGUGGUCUCCAUCGAGGUGGAGUCAGACACCCUGGCCGACACACAGGGGUUCGGGGGCAGCCACUGAAGAACAAGCUGAGCUCACCCAAAGUCGGAGGACACGGUCCUAGAAAAGGCUACAGUACAGACUUGAAAUGAGAGAAUUCAAUCAAAGGAAUUCCAGAUGUGGCUGAUCUCUGGUGCCAGUGUCGUGGGUUUACCAGUCAGAGCCAAGAUAGGUGCGAAAUGUAACCAAGCAUCCCCAGUGACAGUGUGUGUGAAGUUAAUACGGAGUUGAAAGGUAUUUGCGCAAUAAGGGGCAUGGGACUGAGCCAGACGGUACAGUAUAUGUCUGUGUGAUAAAUGAUUUUCAAUACAUUUCAGUAUUUAAACCUGUGUCUGAUCUGUCAAUGAGGAACGAUGCAGACGUUCCUUAUAUACUGGUAGUGCAGCAGUUACAUGUAGUUCAGAGCAUAUGAAUAGCUAAAGUGAAUUACCUACUUGACUUAAAAACCUUGGCUCCUAUUAGGAGCAUGUUAUUGAAAUGUCCUCCAUCACUCAUCAGGGCAAGUCUUUCCAGGUCACACCAUUUGAGGCCAUCAGUUAGCUGUUCAAGUCAAAUUUGAUUGGUCACAUAUACAUAUUUAGCAGAUGUUAUUGCGGGUGUAGCGACAGUAUCAAAUAAUUCACAACAAUACUCACAUCUAAAAGAAUGGAAUUAAUAUAUAUUAGGAUGAGCAAUGUCAGUUGUAUGGACUAAAAUACAGUAUAUACAUAUGAAAUUAGUAAAGCAGUAUGUAAACAUUAAAGUGACGAGAUUCCUUGUCUAUGUAUAUAGGGCAGGGUUGAGUAACCGGGCGGUAGCUAGCUAGUGAUGGCCAUUUAAAUGUCUGAUGGCCUUGAGAUCGGGUGCUGUAGAUGUCCUGAUGGGCAGCAAGUGUGCUCCCGGUGAUGCGUUGGGCUGACCACCCUCUGGUGAGCCUUGCGGUUGCGGGUGGCACAGUUGCCGUACCAAGCGGUGAUACAGCCUGACCGGAUGCUUUCAAUUGUGCAUCUGUAAAAGUUUGAGGGUGUCAGGGGCCAAGCCAUAUUUCUUCAGCUUCCUGAGGUUGAAGAGGUGCCGUUGCUAUUUCCUGAAGUCCACGAGCAGCUCCAUAGUUUUGUUGACGUUAUUUUCCUGGCACCACUCCGCCAGAGCCCUCACCUCCUCCCUGUAGGCUGUUUUGUCAUUAUUGGUAAUCAGGCCUACUACUGUUGUAUCGUCUGCAGACUUGAUUAUAUUGGAGGCGUGUGUGGCAACGCAGUCAUGAGUGAACAGGGAGUACAAGAGGGGGCUGAGCACUCACCCUUUUGGGGCCCCUGUGUUGAGGAGCAGCAAAGUGGCAUUGUUUUCUACCUUCACCCGGGCGGGGUUCAGACUCAGGGACCCGAGCUUACAUGAUCACACAGGAUUGCAAAAGUUGGCUAUUAUUUUCUGGUAAUGUGUUUGGUAUACUCAGUGUAUAAGUGUGUCAAAUAGUUCAAACACACAUUAACAUUUUCUUGGAACUAGACAGACCUGCUUCCUACUGGAAGAUGAUUUGCACAAAAGACAACUCAAACAUGAGCUAAAGAUGGUAUGCCAUCAGUAUAGUACUGAAAUGAUACCUGAACCGUGAAAGAUAACCAGAGAACAGGGUUGUUUGCUUCCAUAUUUUAAUAGUUUGAGCAUUUUAGUUCAUUCUGGUUGGCAACGAGAAAACCCCCUAGAAACAUUAAAAUGAUCACGUAGUUGAGCAGUCGGUGACAUAAAAAGCUUUCAGUUACAGCUAUACUGCAUCCUUAGAACUCAAAUUAUGUUAACAGUGGACUUGACAGGAUGAUAUUGACAAUCCAUCAUUUGGUUGUAGUCCAUAAUUUGUUUGAUACACUAAAAUGACGCAAGUAAUUUGUUUGUCAUUGCAGGGAGUCCUUUCAGUUGCUUUGGACUGGGGAACACAGGAGGAGUAGUUAUUAAAAA